AUGGCUGGUUCCAUUCAUUCACUUUCAACUAAUGAAAUUCACGAUCACAACAAACAUAUCAUUCAACCACCUAAAUUCACAUGGCCGGUUAUUCGUAAAUAUUUCAUUACUCGUUUUUCUUCAUUAUGGGUUGGACGUGAAGAAUUACAACAAUAUUCAUGGAAUGAUAUUUUAAAUCCUUUUUCACCUUUAACAGAAAUGAAUUUACAUCAAUGGAAUUUUUUCUUUUUAGGUUUUUGGGCAUGGACAUGGGAUGCUUUUGAUUUUUUCACUACUUCAAUGAAUGUUACUAAUAUUGCUGAAGAUAUGAAUGUCAGUGUUAAAGAUGUUUCUUGGGGUAUUACUUUAGUUUUGAUGUUGAGAACUGUUGGUGCUAUUAUUUUUGGUCUUUUGGGUGAUUCUAUUGGUAGAAAAUGGCCAUAUAUGAUCAACUUGGGUCUUUUGAUUGUUAUUCAAAUUGGUACUGGUUUUGUCACUACUUAUGAACAAUUCUUGGGUCUUAGAGCUUUAUUCGGUAUUGCUAUGGGUGGUAUUUAUGGUAUUUGUGCUGCUGAAGCUUUAGGUGAUGCUCCAAAGAAAGCCAGAGGUAUUUUAUCUGGUUUGUUCCAAGAAGGUUAUGCUUUUGGUUAUUUAUUGGCAGUUAUUUUCCAAAGAGCCAUUGUUGAUACUACUGCCAAAGGAUGGAGAUCUCUUUUCUGGUUUAGUGCUGGUCCUCCAGUUAUUUUCAUUAUUUGGAGAUUCUUCACUCCAGAAAGUAAUGCUUAUCAACUUCAAAAGGCAAGAUUUGAUAAAAGUGCUCAAGCUAAAAACUCCAAAUUUGUUGAAUUUAGAUCUCAAGCUAAAAAAGCUUUAUCUCAAUAUUGGUUGAUUAUUAUUUAUUUGGUUUUGAUGAUGGCUGGUUUCAAUUUCUCUUCUCAUGGUUCUCAAGAUUUGUAUCCAACCAUGUUGACUAAACAAUACCAUUUCAGUGAAGAUAAAUCUACUGUGGUUAAUGUUUGUGCCAACUUGGGUGCUUUAGCCGGGGGUAUUGUCAUUGGUCAUUUGUCUACUUUUAUUGGAAGAAGAACUGCUAUUUUAUGUGGUAAUAUCAUUGCUGGUAUUAUGAUUUACGCUUGGGCUUUCCAUCCAAUGUGGAUCACUGCUUUCCUUAUGCAAUUUGGUAUUCAAGGUUCUUGGUCCGUUGUUCCAAUUCAUGUUUCUGAAUUGUCUCCACCACAAUUUAGUGCUUUUAUCGUUGGUGUUUGUUAUCAAUUGGGUAAUUUGGUCAGUUCUGCUUCUUCAACCAUUGAAGCUACUAUUGAAGAACAAAUCCACGAUUAUGGUAAAACCAUGGCUAUUUUCAUUGGUGCUGUUUUGGGUUAUUUGAUGCUUACUGUCUUCCUUGGUCCAGAAAAUAGAGGUGCCGCAUUGGGUGUUGAAAGAAAUGAUGUUUACAGUCAUUAUGAUAGUGGUAGAGAAAGUGAUCUUGAAGAAGGACAAGUUAUUGAUGCUUUAGAUAAACCACAACUUGAACAUAAAGAAGAAGCUUAA
Candida tropicalis MYA-3404 is the source of this 1530-nucleotide messenger RNA. It is a transcript of the gene JEN2, whose product is annotated as Jen2p. Bases 1 to 1530 code for a protein of 509 amino acids. The record is from RefSeq and is a predicted model, not a curated record. The transcript has a single exon. Gene Ontology annotation, biological process: plasma membrane lactate transport. Gene Ontology annotation, cellular component: plasma membrane. Lineage: Eukaryota; Fungi; Ascomycota; Pichiomycetes; Serinales; Debaryomycetaceae. Gene Ontology annotation, molecular function: secondary active monocarboxylate transmembrane transporter activity.